Molecule: messenger RNA, 1799 nt
Organism: Sander lucioperca (pikeperch)
Lineage: Eukaryota; Metazoa; Chordata; Actinopteri; Perciformes; Percidae
Gene: sc5d
Product: sterol-C5-desaturase
Exons: 6
Coding region: 166-1074 (302 amino acids)
Molecular function (GO): iron ion binding; oxidoreductase activity
Source: RefSeq, a predicted model, not a curated record
UGUUGUGGUUCACUGCAGGUUCAUUGCUUUCAUGAGGUGUCUCCAUGAGGUGCAGUGAAGUGUCCUCAUCGGUCUUGAUCAGGAUGGAUCUCGGCCUCAUGAGAAGCUGGGUUGGGCUCUUUAGCCCACGUGUUUUACUACUGUAGUCGGCUAAGAGAUUCGACCAUGGAUCUUGUGCUGAAUGUUGCAGACUAUUAUGUCCUCACCCCAUAUGUGUUCCCUGCAUCGUGGCCUGAAGACGGGGCCUUGCGGCAGAUCAUCAGCCUGUUGGUGCUGACCAACCUCGGGGCUGCAGUCCUGUACCUGGGCUUGGGAGCCGUCAGCUACUUCUUCAUUUUCGACCACAAUCUGAUGAAACACCCACAGUUCUUAGAGAAUCAGGUUCAGAGGGAGAUCAAAUAUGCUAUGACCUCUCUUCCCUGGAUCAGCAUACCCACGGUGGCCUUGUUUUUUGCUGAAGUUAGAGGAUACAGCAAACUGUACGACAAUGUCAAUGACUCUCCGCUGGGUUGGCCCGGGCUCUUCUUGAGUAUGAUCUCCUUCCUGUUUUUCACUGACAUGUGUAUCUACUGGAUUCAUCGGUUCCUGCAUCAUAAGCUUAUUUACAAGCUGUUUCACAAACCGCACCACAUAUGGAAGAUCCCCUCUCCCUUUGCCAGCCAUGCCUUUCAUCCAGUAGACGGCUUCAUGCAGGGACUCCCAUAUCACAUCUACCCCUUCCUCUUCCCCCUCCACAAGGUUCUCUACUUGGCCCUGUACAUUUUCGUCAACAUCUGGACCAUCUCUAUCCAUGAUGGGGACUAUCGCGUGCCCAGAGUUCUGACGGGUGCCAUCAACGGCUCAGCUCACCACACUGACCACCACCUCUUCUUCGACUACAACUACGGCCAGUACUUCACUCUGUGGGACCGCCUGGGAGGCUCCUACAGGCAUCCAUCGGCUCUGAUGGGGAAGGGUCCCCAUGAUCUGAUCCGGAAGCUUCAAGCUGAGGGAAAGUUGGGAGAUGACAGAGUGAAGGCUAAAGGGCAAGUGAAUGGACAUGCUCAGAGAGGAGCCACGUGUAAGGAGGAGUAACAGUAGGGGAAGUUACGAUUAAUUGCUGAAAGUGAUCUCUAUUUUUUUAAGACAAUGUGCAGCUGGAAAUCAUAUUUGAAGAAUAAUUUGAGUUUCUGUAUUGCCAAAUAAGCUGUUGUGAGAUUUUAAUUCUAGUAAAUAAGAUGCAUGUAAGAUGGUUUCCCUUGGAUUGAUUUCAUGAGGAGCAAGCUUUGGGAUUGCUACAUUUUUUGACGUAGCAAUCAAUAGACAAGGAGCAGACUGACACCCAGAGUUGGCGUUACCGUCUUACAGUGCUAGUAAUUGAAAUGGGGUGAUAAAGUGACUCUUUUUUGUAUACGCCACAGAAGAGUUUUUGGUGUUUGCAAACCAAGAAACACCAGAGCCAAAAGACUUGAGGAGCAUCAAAAGGCUGGAGCUGCUACAGUAUCACAGAAUGACACUAACUGAGUGGAAGUUUCACUUCAUGAUUGAGACCUGGGACUGGUGUCACAAGGAUUGUUUUUCACAGAUAAAAUAGAGUUAACAAGCAGUUCUUUGUUGUAAGUUCAGACUGAAUCGUUAAAACGUGGCAAACUAACAACUGCUUCAAAAGAAAUAUUGCAAUAACAACAAUGUUCUUAAUUGUGGACAUACUGUAUAAGAUAAAAAAUGUCACAUACAUAUUAAUUGCACAGUUCAUGUCUUCUCUGUGUUUGUUGAGAUGAUUGCAUCAUCCGUAUGAGAAUAAAAGACCUUCACUCCCA